AUGCGCUCCUCAGCCACUAUCGAUCCAGUUGCCAAGAUGGGGAAGGAUCCGACUAAGCCCAGGGGGAAGAUGUCCUCCUAUGCUUAUUUUGUUCAAACUUGCCGAGAAGAGCACAAGAAGAAGCACCCGGACGCUUCUGUCAACUUUGCAGAGUUCUCCAAGAAAUGCUCUGAGCGGUGGAAGACGAUGUCCUCCAAGGAGAAGGGGAAGUUCGAGGACAUGGCCAAACAGGACAAGGUUCGCUACGAGCGCGAGAUGAUGAACUACGUCCCACCCAAGGGCAGCAAGAAGAAGAAGUUCAAGGACCCCAACGCCCCCAAGAGACCCCCAUCCGCCUUCUUCAUCUUCUGCGCGGAGUUCCGUCCCAAAGUGAAGGGUGAGAGUCCGGGGCUGACGAUCGGCGACGUGGCCAAGAAGCUGGGAGAGAUGUGGAACGGCACCGCGGCCGAGGACAAGCAGCCGUACGAGAAGAAGGCCCUGAAGCUGAAGGAGAAAUACGAGAAGGACGUGGCCGCUUACCGCGCUAAGGGCAAAACCGGCAGCCCUCCUCCGGCCAAAGCCCCCAAGAUGGAGAAGAAGGAGGAGGACGACGAUGACGAGGACGAAGAGGACGAAGAGGACGAGGAGGACGAAGAGGACGACUAG
Knipowitschia caucasica is the source of this 645-nucleotide messenger RNA. NCBI's taxonomy places the organism in Eukaryota, Metazoa, Chordata, Actinopteri, Gobiiformes, Gobiidae. The record is from the annotation of a GenBank genome assembly.